Molecule: messenger RNA, 813 nt
Organism: Caenorhabditis remanei
Lineage: Eukaryota; Metazoa; Nematoda; Chromadorea; Rhabditida; Rhabditidae
Exons: 5
Coding region: 1-813 (270 amino acids)
Biological process (GO): phospholipid transport
Cellular component (GO): cytoplasm
Molecular function (GO): phosphatidylcholine intramembrane carrier activity; phosphatidylcholine binding; phosphatidylinositol binding
Source: RefSeq, a predicted model, not a curated record
AUGAUCAUCAAAGAAUACCGCGUCGUCCUUCCACUGUCUGUUGAAGAGUACCAAGUUGGCCAGCUGUGGUCGGUCGCAGAAGCAUCGAAAGCAGAAACGGGAGGAGGAGAAGGAGUUGAAGUGCUGAAAAACGAGCCAUUUGAUAAUGUUCCUCUUCUUAACGGUCAAUUCACCAAAGGACAAUACACUCAUAAAAUUUAUCAUCUGCAAUCCAAAGUUCCUGCCCUCUUGCGUAAAAUUGCCCCGAAAGGAUCAUUAGCGAUUCAUGAAGAAGCUUGGAAUGCUUAUCCAUACUGCAAAACGGUUAUUACUAAUCCAGAUUAUAUGAAAGAAAAUUUCUAUGUUAAAAUUGAAACAAUUCAUUUGCCCGACAGUGGUACAACGGAAAAUGCUCAUGGGCUGAAAGGAGAAGAACUAGCAAAACGAGAAAUCGUUAACAUCAAUAUUGCUAAUGAUCAUGAGUUUUUAAACUCAGGAGAUUUGCACCCGGAUACAACACCAUCGAAGUUUCAAAGUUCCAAAACCGGAAGAGGUCCACUGACUGGAAACUGGAAAGACAACGUUCAGCCAGUCAUGUGUGCAUACAAGUUAGUUACUGUCUAUUUUAAAUGGUUUGGAUUCCAAAAGAUUGUGGAGGGAUACGCCCACACGCAAUAUCCUCGUCUUUUCUCCAAGUUUCAUCGGGAAGUUUUUUGCUGGAUUGACAAGUGGCACGGACUCACAAUGGUGGAUAUUCGAGAGAUCGAAGCUAAAGCUCAGAAAGAAUUGGAAGAGCAACGUAAAAGUGGGCAAGUGCGAGGAAUGAAUGGAUAA